AUGGCCGAGGCCGUGGACUCCAUGCAUUUCGCAGCAAACAGCAAAACAAAUUCCCCUAAACCCCUGAUCGCUAAACGGCCGCCGGAGAGCCGACCGCAGUCUUCCAGCGACAUUUACCCACCGCCCAUUAAGAAGGUCCGGGUGGAGGAGAAGGGCCUGAAGCACAGGAAACUGAACGGAGAGGUGUGCGCAGGGGAAAAACACAACGGGAAGCAGAGUUGUGGGAGCCCAGCGAAAUGGAGUUUCGGCCCGGCCAAGGCGAGCCACUCCACCGCCGCCGCGGUGCCAGCGACUCCCGCUCGGAAAAUCUUCAAAAUCAGCAACUUCCUCGCCUCACCUCACAAAGUGAAAAAGGCGAAAGAGAAACGACACAAGGAGAAGGAGAAAGGCAGUGAAGCGCAGCGGAGCUUCGCGGCUGGUGUGGAGAGAGUGAGCCCAGCUAGCUGCCAUACAAAGACCGAGAACGGCGACGUGAAAAUGCUACAGAGAGAUCACCGUGUGAAGGAGAAAGACAGAGAGAAGAAGAAGAGCAAAGAGUGGAAAAAUCACAAAUUGCCACCUGUGCAUGAAAUUGCAAGGGAAAACGGGGACGUGAUUUCUCCACAGAAAGAGUCUAAGGAGAAGCCCAAAGCUGGAUCUGAGGAAGACCUCCUGCUGAAGAAACUCAAGAAGAAGAAGAAAAAGAAGCACAAAGACGGCGAGCGGGUGAAGGAGAGACACAGCCGACCCAAAAUGUACCAUCGCUCGUGCCAGACGGUGUGUUCAGGAGUGUCUCUGGGUCUACCCGAGUUCCUCGGUCGAAUUAACGGGAACAACAGCAGCAGUCUACUCCACGCCACCGCUGCAUCACAACACCACCAGGAUCCCCCCAUCACUGCCGCUACCUCCAUCUCCUCCGCGGUCAGGGACAGGCUCGGCUACAGCUCCCCGCUCCACUGCACCCCAGCGCCGGGCCUGUCAGGUCUGGAGUUUGGCCGUCUGAUCCACAUCGAGCAGCAGGCCAACGGAGGGGCGUCUGUGGCGCACGCCUACAUGGAGCAUCUCUCCUGCCUGUCUCCGGCUGAGCUGCAGCGUUUCGCCCAGGAGUUUGUGACCCUGUCGUUCAGCGAGGACGAGGCCCAGGCUGCGUGUUUUGUGAUGGGAAUCAUCCACGGAGCGGCAUCCUACCUCCCAGACUUCCUGGACUACUUCUCCUACAAGUUCCCCAACGCGCCAGUAAAGAUGGAGGUGCUCGGGAAGAAGGACAUAGAGACGACAACCAUGGCCAACUUCCACUCUCAGGUGAAGCGGACCUAUUCCCAGGGAACGUACCGUGCCGGGGCCAUGCGGCAGGUCAGUCUGGUCGGUGCUGUGGACGAAGAAGUCGGAGACUACUUCCCCGAGUUCAUCAGCAUGUUAGAGGAAUCUCCCUUUCUGGAGCGGACUCUGCCCUGGGGAACGUUCUCCAGUCUGCGGCUGCAGAGCCCCACUGAGAGCGACGACGGUCCCAUUAUGUGGGUCAGACCGGGAGAACAGAUGAUCCCUAUGGCAGACAUGCCAAAAUCACCCUUCAAAAGGAAAAGGUCCACUAAUGAGAUAAAGAACCUGCAGUAUCUACCUAGAGCCAGCGAGCCCAGGGAGAUGCUGUUUGAGGAUCGGACGAGAGCCCACGCGGACCACAUCGGUCAGGGGUUCGAGAGACAAACUACUGCUGCUGUUGGUGUGCUGAAGGCUGUGCGCUGUGGAGAGGACAGUGAUGCUCCCGCCCGGAUCACCAAAGACGUUGUGUGUUUCCACGCGGGAGAUUUCCCAGAUGUGGUCAUGAGGCUGCAGCUGGACCUCCACGAACCUCCGCUGUCUCAGUGCGUCCAGUGGAUCGAUGACGCCAAGCUGAACCAGCUGAGGAGGGGAGGGAUCCGAUACGCCCGAAUCCAGCUCUACCACAAUGACAUCUACUUCAUCCCCAGAGGAGUUGUCCAGUUCAAAACCGUGUCGGCUGUCUGCAGCCUGGCCUGGCACAUCCGGCUCAAACAGUACCACCAACACGAAGAGAAGGAGGAGGAAGAGGAGGAGGUGAAGGAAGAGGAGAAGUGCACACUUGGAGAAGCAACACUUCAUAUCAAAGAAGAAGAGGUUGAGGGGAAGGAGUGUGAGCCCGCUGCACAGACGGUGACGAAGCUGGAGGACGAGGACGCAGAGGAAGGGGAGGGGCCGCCCUCACACACUCCGACACAGAUUUUCGAGGAGGAGGAGCAGGAGGACAGGGCCGAGAUGAAGGGGUUGUCAACCACGGAGUCUCCACCUUUUCGCCAAGAAAGGACAGAGACGAAAGUGUGCUCGCUCACUCACUAA
Molecule: messenger RNA, 2331 nt
Organism: Plectropomus leopardus (leopard coralgrouper)
Lineage: Eukaryota; Metazoa; Chordata; Actinopteri; Perciformes; Serranidae
Product: lysine-specific demethylase RSBN1L-like
Cellular component (GO): nucleus
Source: RefSeq, a predicted model, not a curated record